UUGGGUUUAGAAGUGGGUUUAGGCUGCAAGAAUUUGAUGGGCUCUGAUGAUGAGUUUCUGGGUUACCAAAGAAUGGGCCUGAACCCAUCUAAUCUUCUUCCCCCAUUUUAAUUUCCCACGAUUUCUUCAUCAAAUCUCUGUUUGCUGGCGGGGAUUUGGUGCUAGAGAGAGAGAGAGAAUGAACCAAAAUCAGCAACAGCAAGCGAGCGAUGGCAGACACGAUGAUGACGCUGCGCUCUCUGAUUUUCUCGCUUCCUUAAUGGACUACACUCCCACUAUACCAGACGAGUUGGUGGAGCAUUACUUAGCCAAGAGUGGAUUUCAAUGCCCCGAUGUUCGAUUAAUUAGGCUGGUGGCUGUUGCUACGCAAAAGUUUGUAUCUGAGGUUGCAAGUGAUGCUCUUCAGCAAUGCAAGGCAAGACAGGCAGCAGUUGUAAAGGACAAAAGGGAUAAGCAGCAAAAGGAUAAGCGCCUAAUAUUGACAAUGGAGGACCUCUCAAGAUCACUUCGUGAGGGUAUAAACAAAGGCACGACUGCCUUGUUCUGCCGUGGGCAGCCAUACUUGGUGAUUCUGACCACCCCCUGAUAUGUUUUAGCCAUACGUAUGGCGUGAAUGUGAAGCACCAAGACUAUUUUGCUGAUAGCCCUUCAACUGGGGUGGAUCCUGCUUCAAGAGAUGAAUGAACUUUGGAUUGAAUCUAUACAAGAGUGUUUCAAAUUCUUUUACAUUAUGUAGGGAUUGCACAAAUACUGCUAUGUAGGUGGGUGAUGUUCAUUCUAUCUUACAUGAAUAUUUAAUAGUUAUCAUAAUUAAUACUUUGUUUUUAAUCUUA
Quercus robur (English oak) is the source of this 833-nucleotide messenger RNA. RefSeq names its product transcription initiation factor TFIID subunit 10-like. Bases 179 to 586 code for a protein of 135 amino acids. Gene Ontology annotation, cellular component: SAGA complex; transcription factor TFIID complex; nucleus. The transcript has 7 exons. The record is from RefSeq and is a predicted model, not a curated record. Gene Ontology annotation, molecular function: RNA polymerase II general transcription initiation factor activity; promoter-specific chromatin binding. Gene Ontology annotation, biological process: transcription initiation at RNA polymerase II promoter. Lineage: Eukaryota; Viridiplantae; Streptophyta; Magnoliopsida; Fagales; Fagaceae.